Molecule: messenger RNA, 1179 nt
Organism: Patiria miniata (bat star)
Lineage: Eukaryota; Metazoa; Echinodermata; Asteroidea; Valvatida; Asterinidae
Exons: 2
Coding region: 1-1179 (392 amino acids)
Molecular function (GO): catalytic activity
Source: RefSeq, a predicted model, not a curated record
AUGACGGGGGCGGUAUGGGGUUUUGAGCCUCCCCAUAUCCAUGAAAUGUCCCAUUUGGUCUGCGUCUCCAAUAGCCUCUCCUAUUCAAACUCCUACUGCCCGGCUUCUCGUGCCGAUCCCUGUUUCCAACUGAGGGCAGAGUUAACCAUCACCAUUGUGUAUGCUCCAACGGAGUGCUCCGCCGUUUCUGACAAGGAUGCAUUCUACACUUCACUGAAUGACCACUUGGACCAAGUCAAGAGGCACAACAUCCACUUAGUCCUAGGUGAUUUCAACGCUAGAGUUGGACUAGACAGCCAUUCCCAUCACCCGACAGUUGUAGGACGACACUGCUUUUAUGAGACCACAAAUGACAAUGGUGAGCGGCUAGUCACCAUGUGUGAAGAAAACAACUUGCGUCCAGCACAAAUGAGAUUCCCCCAGCCUAGAUCACGACUCUGGUCAUGGCGUCACCCCUCAGGCUCUGUGCACCAGCUGGAUCACAUCUUGAUAAACAACAAGUGGGUUAACUCUCUACGGAAUUGCCGUGCUUACAGCACAGUUGAACUGGAUUCUGACCAUCGCAUUGUCAGCAUUACCCUAGUCACCAGUCUUAGAACUAGCAAGGGUAGGCCAUCUCGACGAACAAACAACUGGAAGAGACUGCAAGACCCUGCCAUUAAGGAGAAGUUUCAACUCGAGCUAUCCAACAGAUUUGAAGCACUCCAGAAUGACAUCACUUCAACAAUUUCUGAAUGGUAUGACAGCUUUGAAACCGCUGUAAAGGAAGUGGUUGAAAAUGUGAUCGGGGAACGCAGACCAUGUGAAAUGCCAAGCUGGGUGUCAGAAGAAACCAUGAAACUCAAAGAUGAAAGAGAUGAGGCCAAAAAGAGGUACUCAAUAUCAAAAUCACAACAAUCAAGGGAGAAGUGGAGGAAACUUAACACCUCUCUGAACGAAUCAUACAAGAGGGAUGAAAAUGCCGCACUCAACAAACAGAUUGAUGAUCUCAAGCUAGCAGAUGAAAUGGGAGACUACACCACUACAUGGAAAAUUAUCCAUGACCUCUCGGGGAAUGACAAAAGAACAAGUGUCAAAGUCAGAAAGAGAGAUGGAACAGUCCCUGCUAGUGAUUCAGAACUGCUUUCAGAGUGGAGUAAAUAUUUCAGCUCCUUACUCAAUAAUGAAAAUGGCCCUUAA